AUCAUAUGUCUGGAAAGCCGCCGAGAGUUGAGGAUGGUAAAGAAACAUCAACUGGAUCCAUCAUCUUCAAAUCGGAGUAUUCAUGUUUUAAAGCAACUUUGACGACAAGGUGUUCACGAUAUAGGAUGACGAUUCCAAAGGAUCUAGCCGUGACCAAAGGUCUUAUGAGUAAGAAGACUAUAGAAAUUGAAGACUCAACUGGGAGAUUGUGGCCUGCUAAACUUGUGAGUCUCACGUCUAAAGAGAACAAUAAGACUUGCGGCUUGGCCAUGUCAACAGGUUGGGGAGAAUGUUCUAAAGCCAACAAGAUUGCAGUUGGGGACACCGUUGUUUUUGAGUUUGUUAAACAAAGUGUAAUUCGACUUCAUAUUUUUAGAAAAGGUCUAGGAACAAGAGGAGGCAAUAAUAGGCCUAACUCUGUGGUACUUGAUGCCCCCAACAUCAAGAACUAA
Rosa chinensis is the source of this 452-nucleotide messenger RNA. RefSeq lists its product as uncharacterized. The transcript is spliced from 2 exons. Lineage: Eukaryota; Viridiplantae; Streptophyta; Magnoliopsida; Rosales; Rosaceae. The record is from RefSeq and is a predicted model, not a curated record. The coding region runs from base 6 to 452 and encodes 148 amino acids. Gene Ontology annotation, molecular function: DNA binding.